Messenger RNA from Toxoplasma gondii ME49, 8390 nucleotides. It is a transcript of the gene PRP8, whose product is annotated as pre-mRNA processing splicing factor PRP8. Gene Ontology annotation, molecular function: metallopeptidase activity; pre-mRNA intronic binding; U2 snRNA binding. NCBI's taxonomy places the organism in Eukaryota, Apicomplexa, Conoidasida, Eucoccidiorida, Sarcocystidae. The transcript has 14 exons. Gene Ontology annotation, cellular component: U5 snRNP; catalytic step 2 spliceosome. Gene Ontology annotation, biological process: spliceosomal tri-snRNP complex assembly; mRNA splicing, via spliceosome. The coding region runs from base 1 to 7617 and encodes 2538 amino acids. The record is from RefSeq and is a predicted model, not a curated record.
AUGUUGCCUAACGGCUCAGGGGGGGGCUUCCGGCCCCCGCCUCCUGGGGGUUCUGGAGUGCAUCCAGGGCCUCCGCCGGGGCACCCGUGUUCGCCGGCUGGCCACUUGCCGCCGGGGCUGCCGCUGCCGCCUCCUCCGGGGUUUUUGGGUUUCCCGGGGUCUCUUGGCCCGCCGUCUUCCUCACCGCCACCUCCGCACCCCGCCGGUCUCUUCGUUCCCCCGCAGCAGGGACCCCCCGCCCCUGGGGCCUCUUCUGUGCCUGGCUCGUCUCAGCGGAUGCCACCCGGCGGCAUGUUCAUGCCGCCCCCAGGGUUUGCGGGCUUCCAGCAGCCGGGCGGCGCGCGCCCCAUGCACCUGCCCCCGCACGCGCAAGCUCGCGGCGGGUCUGGAGCCCCCCUGGGACCUAAGGGCAGUCCCGGGGGAGCCGCGGGUGCACCGGGCCUGAACGGGGCGACGCCGAACCCCCCGGCGUCGGGGAAGUCCCCGUUUUACGGGAAGGACGUACGGAGAAUGGAGACUUCUUCGCCGUACGCGGGUGCGCCGCAGGCCAAGAUCGAGAGCGGCUUCGGGGCGCCGCAGCCGUCCGUUUUCUCGCGGUACCCGCCGCCUCUUCCAGGCCCGGGGCAGGUUUCGGCCGGCCCCCCGAAGGAUCUGCGCGCCAAGGUGAAGACGGCGGAGGAGUUACUGGCGGAGAAGGCGCGCAAGUGGCAGCAGUUGAACACGAAGCGUUACGGGGAGAAGUCGAAGUUGGGGACGGGCCAGGACACGACAAAAGAGGAGAUGCCUCCGGAGCACCUGCGUAAGUUGAUCAAAGACCACGGAGAUAUGACGAGCAAAAAGUUUCGCCACGACAAGCGCGUCUACCUCGGCGCGCUCAAGUACGUUCCACACGCGGUCUACAAGCUGUUGGAGAACAUGCCGAUGCCUUGGGAGCAGGUUCGGAACGUGGCUGUGCUGUACCACAUCACGGGCGCGAUCACAUUCGUGAACGAGAUUCCCUGGGUCGUGGAGCCGAUCUACCUUGCCCAGUGGGGCACGAUGUGGAUCAUGAUGCGGCGCGAGAAGCGCGACCGUCGACACUUCAAGCGCAUGCGUUUCCCGCCCUUCGAUGACGAAGAGCCGCCGCUAGACUACGGAGACAACGUGCUGGAUGUGGAGCCGCUGGAGGCGAUCCAGAUGCAGCUCGACGAAGAGGAAGACGCGCCCGUCAUCGACUGGCUCUACGACUCCAAGCCCCUGCAGCACGACCCGCGGUACCUCGCGGGGCCGUCCUACCGGCACUGGCGCUUGGAAAUCCGCCAGCUCAGCGUUCUGUACCGUCUGGCGAACCAGCUCGUGUCGGAUCUGCAGGACAAGAACUACUUCUACCUCUUCAACUUGGAGAGCUUCUACACGGCGAAGGCGCUGAACAUGGCCAUUCCUGGCGGCCCCAAGUUCGAGCCUCUCUUCCGCGACUUGCACGAGGAAGACGAAGACUGGAACGAAUUCAACGACAUCAACAAGAUCAUCAUUCGACAGCAAAUCCGCACAGAGUACAAAAUCGCCUUCCCCUACUUGUACAACAACCGCCCGCGAAAGGUCGCGAUCGGCGUCUACAGAGAACCCACCUGCUCGUUCGUCAAGCCCGAAGAUCCAGACCUACCCGCCUUCUACUACGACGCCAUCGUCAAUCCCCUCCCCGCGUACAAAAGCGGAUCCUCCACUACCACGCAACAAGAUUUUUCUGUGUUCGAGGACUUUGUUCUCCCGCGGGAGAUCCAGCCGCUGCUGCAGGAUGCGCCGCUAUCGACAGACACGACUGUGGACGGGAUCAUGCUCUACUGGGCAUGUCGGCCCUUCAAUCUGCGCUCUGGGCGGACGCGCCGCAGCGUGGACGUACCCCUCGUCCAGUCGUGGUACCGCGAGCAUGUGCCGACCAACUACCCUGUGAAGGUUCGCGUCUCCUACCAGAAGUUGCUGAAGUGUUGGGUGCUGAACCACCUGCACCAGCGUCCGCCGAAGUCGCUGAAGAAGCGGUACCUGUUCAGAGUUUUCAAGAGCACCAAGUUCUUCCAGUGCACCGAGCUGGACUGGGUCGAGGUCGGCCUCCAGGUUGCGCGCCAGGGGUACAACAUGCUGAACCUGCUCAUCCACCGAAAGAACCUCAACUACCUGCACCUCGACUACAACUUCAACCUGAAACCCGUGAAGACGCUCACGACCAAGGAACGCAAAAAAAGUCGAUUUGGAAACGCCUUCCACUUAUGCAGAGAAAUCCUCAGACUGACGAAGCUGGUCGUCGACUCGCACGUCCAGUACCGCUUAGGAAACGUGGACGCGUUCCAGUUGGCAGACGGCUUGCAGUACACUUUUGCACACGUCGGCCAGCUGACGGGUAUGUAUCGGUACAAGUAUCGACUCAUGCGCCAAGUGCGAAUGUGCAAGGACUUGAAGCACUUGAUUUACUACCGCUUCAACACGGGGCCCGUGGGGAAGGGCCCCGGCUGCGGGUUUUGGGCGCCGGUGUGGCGCGUGUGGCUGUUCUUUCUUCGCGGUGUGUUGCCGCUGCUGGAGCGGUGGCUGGGAAAUCUGCUAGCGCGGCAGUUCGAGGGACGUGUGUCGAAGGGCGUUGCAAAGACUGUGACGAAGCAGCGCGUCGAGAGCCACUUCGACUUGGAGCUGCGAGCUGCGGUGAUGCACGACAUUCUGGACACGAUGCCCGAAGGCGUCAAGGCGAACAAGGCCCGGACGAUUCUGCAGCACCUGAGUGAGGCAUGGCGGUGCUGGAAAGCCAACAUCCCGUGGAAGGUUCCUGGCUUGCCCGCGCCUGUCGAGAACAUGAUUCUCCGGUACGUGAAGAUGAAGGCGGACUGGUGGACGAACGCUGCGUACUACAAUCGCGAACGCAUUCGUCGAGGCGCGACCGUCGACAAAACUGUCUGCAAGAAGAACUUAGGGCGGCUCACGCGUCUUUGGCUCAAAGCCGAGCAGGAGAGGCAACACGCAUACCUGAAGGAUGGGCCGUACAUCACUGGCGAAGAGGCUGUGGCCAUCUACACGACUGCAGUUCACUGGCUAGAGAGCAGAAAGUUCACUCACAUUCCCUUCCCACCGUUGAACUACAAACACGACACGAAACUGCUCAUUCUCGCCCUCGAACGCCUCAAGGAACUAUACUCAGUCAAGUCCCGACUGAAUCAGGUUCAGAGAGAGGAGCUGGGCCUCAUUGAACAGGCCUACGACAACCCCCAUGAAGCGCUUUCGCGCAUCAAGCGACACCUGCUCACGCAACGCGCGUUCAAGGAACUCACUCUCGAGUUCAUGGAUCUCUACAGCCACCUCGUCCCCAUCUACGAGGUCGACCCUCUCGAGAAAAUCACAGACGCGUACCUAGACCAGUAUCUUUGGUACGAAGCAGACGCUCGACACCUCUUCCCGAACUGGGUGAAACCUGCAGACUCAGAACCCCCGCCGCUUCUCGUCUACAAAUUCUGCCAGGGCAUCAACAACCUCACAGACGUCUGGAAAACCAGCGACGGAGAAGCCGUCGUUCUACUCGAAACCAAAUACGAAAAGGUGUACGAGAAGAUCGACUUGACUCUCCUGAACCGUCUGCUUCGCCUGAUCGUCGACCACAACAUUGCGGACUACAUCACGGCGAAGAACAACGUGAACAUUAACUUCAAGGACAUGAACCACAUCAACUCUUUCGGACUCAUUCGCGGUCUGCAGUUUGCGUCCUUCGUCUUCCAGUACUACGGGUUGAUCCUCGAUCUCUUGGUGCUCGGCCUCACGCGCGCCACUGAACUGGCAGGCCCGCCGAAUUUGCCGAACGACUUCCUGACUUUCACAGACGUGGAGACGGAGACUCGACACCCCAUUCGCCUGUUCUGCCGAUACAUCGACCGCUUCUGGAUCGUCUUCCGCUUCGAGAAAGAGGAGGCGAGAGACCUCGUCCAGCGAUAUCUGACGGAGAACCCAGAUCCGAACAACGAAAACAUCGUGGGGUACAACAACAAAACCUGCUGGCCGAGAGAUUGCCGCAUGCGCAGAAUGAAGCACGACGUGAACUUGGGGCGUGCGGUGUUUUGGGAGAUUGAGAAUCGCCUGCCGCGGAGUGUCUCCACACUGGAGUGGAGCAACUCGUUUGCUUCCGUGUAUUCGAAGGACAACCCAAACUUGUUGUUUGCGAUGUGCGGCUUCGAAGUGCGCAUUUUGCCCAAGAUUCGGACGUACACCGAGGAGUUUUCUCAGCGCGAGGGUGUCUGGAAGCUGCAGAACGAAGUGACGAAGGAGAUGGCCGCGCAGGCCUUCUUGAAGGUCGGCGACGAAGGCAUGAAGCACUUUGAGAACCGCGUGCGGCAGAUCCUCAUGGCAAGUGGCGCCACGACGUUCACCAAGAUCGCAAACAAGUGGAACACCACCCUCAUCUCGCUCAUGACCUACUUCAGAGAAGCCGUGAUCCACACCGAGGCGCUUCUUGACUUGCUCGUCAAGUGUGAGAAUAAAAUUCAGACGCGCAUCAAGAUUGGGCUGAACUCGAAAAUGCCUUCCAGGUUCCCCCCCGUCGUCUUCUACACGCCCAAGGAACUUGGUGGCCUCGGCAUGCUCUCCAUGGGUCACAUCCUCAUUCCGCAGAGCGACUUGCGCUACUCGAAGCAGACCGAGACGGGGAUUACCCACUUCCGCAGUGGCAUGACUCACGAGGAAGACCAGCUCAUUCCGAACCUGUACCGAUACAUCCAGACAUGGGAGUCCGAGUUCAUCGAGUCGCAGCGCGUCUGGGCGGAGUACGCCCUGAAGCGCAGCGAGGCGGCGGCGCAGAAUCGGCGCCUGACUCUGGAAGAUUUAGAAGACUCUUGGGAUCGGGGUAUUCCUCGCAUCAACACGCUGUUCCAGAAGGACCGUCACACUCUCGCGUACGACAAAGGCUGGCGAGUGCGACAAGACUUCAAGCAGUAUCAACAGAUGAAGGCUCAUCCUUUUUGGUGGACGCACCAGCGCCACGACGGCAAACUCUGGAACCUAAACAACUACCGCACAGAUAUGAUUCAGGCUCUCGGCGGUGUCGAAGGCAUUCUCGAGCACACCCUUUUCAAGGGAACGUACUUCCCCACAUGGGAGGGUCUCUUCUGGGAGAAAGCUUCCGGAUUCGAAGAAAGCAUGAAGUACAAGAAACUGACAAACGCACAGCGUUCAGGUCUGAACCAGAUUCCAAAUCGUCGUUUCACGUUGUGGUGGUCGCCGACCAUCAACAGAGCGAACGUCUACGUCGGAUUCCAGGUGCAAUUGGACCUGACGGGUAUUUUCAUGCACGGGAAAAUCCCCACUCUGAAGAUUUCUCUGAUUCAGAUCAUGCGAGCACACUUGUGGCAGAAGGUGCAUGAAUCCAUCGUCAUGGAUUUGUGUCAGGUGUUUGACUUGGAGCUGGAUUCUCUGGAGAUUGAAAUGGUCCAGAAGGAAACGAUUCACCCUCGGAAGUCGUACAAGAUGAAUUCGUCAUGUGCAGACAUUCUCCUCUUUGCGGCCUACAAGUGGCAAAUCUCGAAGCCUUCGCUGCUCGCGGAUGGGAAGGAUGUGAUGGACGGCACAACGACAUCAAAAUAUUGGUUGGAUAUUCAGCUGCGUUGGGGUGACUUCGACAGCCAUGAUAUCGAGCGCUACUGCCGCAGCAAGUUUCUGGACUACACCACGGACAACAUGUCCAUCUAUCCUUCUCCAACGGGAGUGCUGCUGGGUGUCGACUUGGCCUACAACCUCCACUCCGGUUUCGGCAACUGGUUCCCGGGGUUGAAGCCUCUCAUGCAACGCGCAAUGAACAAAAUCAUGAAGUCGAACCCAGCGCUGUACGUGUUGCGCGAGCGCAUCCGGAAGGGUCUGCAGCUCUACUCUUCGGAGCCCACGGAGCCUUACUUGACGUCGCAGAACUACGGCGAGCUCUUCAGCAAUCAGACCAUUUGGUUUGUCGAUGACACCAACGUGUACAGAGUGACAAUUCACAAAACGUUCGAGGGGAACUUGACGACGAAGCCCGUGAACGGGGCCAUCUUUAUCUUCAACCCGCGAACAGGCCAGUUGUUCUUGAAGAUUAUUCACACGUCGGUUUGGGCGGGCCAGAAGCGUUUGACGCAGUUGGCGAAGUGGAAGACGGCUGAGGAGGUGGCGGCGUUGAUUCGGUCGCUGCCUGUCGAAGAGCAGCCGAAGCAGCUGAUCGCGACGCGUAAGGGGAUGCUGGAUCCGCUGGAAGUCCACCUGUUGGACUUCCCGAACAUCGUGAUCAAGGGCAGCGAGUUGAACUUGCCUUUCCAGGCGAUCAUGAAGGUCGAGAAGUUCGGCGACAUGAUUCUGAAGGCGACGCAGCCCGAGAUGGUUCUCUUCAACAUGUACGACGACUGGCUCAAGUCGAUUUCUUCGUACACGGCUUUCUCGCGACUCCUGCUGCUGCUGCGCGCGAUGCACGUGAACACGGAACGCACGAAGAUCAUUUUGCGCCCGAACAAGACGACGGUGACGCAGAGUCACCACAUCUGGCCGAGUCUGACGGACGAGGAGUGGAUCCAUGUGGAAGUUGCUCUGAAGGACUUGAUUCUCGCGGACUACGGCAAGAAGAACAACGUGAACGUUGCGUCGCUGACCCAGUCGGAGAUCCGCGACAUCAUCCUCGGUAUGGAGAUCUCCCCGCCGUCGCUGCAGCGCCAGCAGAUCGCGGAGAUCGAGGCGCAGACCAAGGACGUGAGUCAAGUGACGGCGACGACAACGCGAACCGUGAAUGCACACGGGGACGAAAUCAUUGUGUCGACGCAGAGUCCGCACGAACAGCAAGUCUUCAGCUCGAAGACGGACUGGCGCAUUCGCGCCAUCUCCGCCGCCUCGCUACACCUGCGAACUCACCACAUCUACGUGAACUCGGACGACAUCAAGGAGUCCGGGUACACGUACGUGUUGCCAAAGAACCUCUUGAAGAAAUUCAUUUGCGUCUCCGACUUGCGGACCCAGAUCGCCGCGUACUUGUACGGCGUCUCUCCGCCAGACAACGAACAAGUCAAGGAAGUGAGAGCCAUGGUCUUCGUGCCACAAGUAGGCAGUCACCAGUCCGUCUCCUUGCCCCAGGCCUUGCCUGAACACACGUACUUGGCGGACCUCGAACCCAUAGGCUGGAUCCACACCCAGCCCAACGAGAAUCCGCAACUCUCUCCGCAAGACGUGACAGCGCAUGCCAAGAUCCUGAACGAAAACAAAGCCUGGGACGCCGCGUCCACCGUCAUCAUCACCUGCUCCUUCACUCCAGGAAGCUGCUCGCUCACCGCCUACAAACUCACACCCCAGGGGUACCAGUGGGGAAAGUCCAACAAGGACACUGGACCGAACCCGCAAGGGUAUCUGCCGACGCACUACGAGAAGGUUCAGAUGCUGCUCAGCGAUGUGUUUGUCGGCUUCUUCAUGGUGCCGGAGGGCGGACUGUGGAACUACAACUUCAUGGGUGUGAAACAUUCGCCGUCGAUGCGAUACAACCUCGUCUUGGGCACCCCGAAAGAGUUCUACCACGAACAACACCGACCUUCUCACUACCUGCAGUUCACCCAGAUGGAGACGGCAACGGAGACCGCUGGAGCGGACCGAGAAGAUCUUUUCGCCUGAGCAUGCGCACUCGCUGCAUGCAGUGAAGGCGAGACUCGAAAGGAAAAACGAGCUCUCUGCGGUUGGGGCCGCGCUCAUCGGGGGCCUCCGUUUUGCCGCGGCACUCGAAAUAGACAGUUGGCGUCGACUUCGUGUUCUCUUGCCUCUCUCUUUCUGACGGGGAGUGAACGUCCGCGGCAACACACAAGUUUCGAAAGAGCAGCAGAAAGCCAACACUUGGAGGAGGAAUGCAGAGGACCAAAGAAACGCGCAUGCGACGCGGAAAAAGCACCUGGCAAGACAGCGAGGGAGGGCGAGUUUGUCACGAGAAAGGAGACAGAGGAGACGGCUGUUUAGAGAAGAGGCAACCCUGGAAGCUGAGGCUGCCCUCCCUUUCGGCAAAGACGGAGAAGAACCGUUGGAAGACAGCGGCCAAAACCGUCUCUCUUUUCUUCUGUUUCACUUGCCUACUUCUCGUUUUUCGCCUCGCGAUGCCAUUUUGUCUUGCGUUUUGGACCUCUCUUCUCUCAUGGGAAGUGUCUGGCUUUUUCGGGGAUACGCUGUUCUUCUCGCUCUCUGCUGAUUUGUAGCUGCAUGGAUCAACUGAACAUCUCUGUGGGGUCCUACACAUCCUGUUGUUAGGGGCUGCACUUCUCCGUUCGUUGCAUGCGUGGGCACUUGUCGGGUCCUCUACUCCUUGCAGUCCCUUGCUGCGUGAAAAGACGUUUUCUGCGUUCUGCUGCGCGUACGCGCCGCGAAAACAUGGCGCUUUUUGCUACAAGCUUACUCAACGU